Molecule: messenger RNA, 1832 nt
Organism: Orbicella faveolata
Lineage: Eukaryota; Metazoa; Cnidaria; Anthozoa; Scleractinia; Merulinidae
Product: threonine synthase-like 2
Biological process (GO): 2-oxobutyrate biosynthetic process; dephosphorylation
Molecular function (GO): pyridoxal phosphate binding
Source: RefSeq, a predicted model, not a curated record
AAGUUUUGCAUAAUUAAGGUCUCAGGCUUGGUUUUCUCUGCACUGAGUCUCGGGCUGGGAUUUUCCGAAAUCGUCUCGGUCAACGGCCUCGGCGUCUUGGCAAGUCUCGGAUUUUACCAUUCGCCACCCCCACAUUUGUACAGAGACAUCCAUUUCUUCCAUCAACUUGAUCAAGCUUGUCAAAACUUCUUGGGGAGGGGAAGCUUGGGUGAAUUACUAAAAUGAAAUACAGAAGCACAAGAGGUAAAGUGCAAGCUGAAUCAUUUGAAGAUGUGCUUUUUAGUGGCUAUGCCAGUGAUGGUGGAUUGUUCAUGCCUGAGAGAAUUCCACUUGUGGACAAAACCACUCUUGAGAAAUGGAAGAAUCUUUCAUACUUGGACCUUAGCAAGGAAGUGAUGUCACUGUUUAUCCCCCCUGAGGAAAUACCUGCCAAGGACUUGAAUGAUCUUGUCAAUAAAGCAUUCUCUGAAUUUGGGCAUAAGGAUAUUGUUUCCCUAGCAACAGUGAACAAUUUUCAUGUGUUGGAAUUGUUUCAUGGUAAGACCCUGGCAUUCAAGGAUUAUGCCUUGGUGAGUGUUGGCGUUUUUAUGGAUUAUCUCCUAAAUAAGAGAAAGAAGAAUGUGGUUGUACUUGUGGGAACUUCUGGCGACACCGGUAGUGCAGCCAUUGAAAGUGUAAGGAGAUCACAAUGGAUCGACAUCAUAGUGUUGUAUCCUAAAGGUCGUUGUACUCAGGUACAAGAGCUACAAAUGACGACAGUCUUUGAGGAGAAUGUUCAUGUUGUCAGGGUGGAUGGAACAUCAGAUGAUUUGGAUGUGCCAAUCAAAAAUUGUUUUUCAAAUCCAGCCUAUGCUGUGGCAAAUAAUCUUUGCAUGAUUAACUCAACCAACUGGUGCCGCAUACUGGCACAAACUGUACAUCUUAUCUAUGGUUACCUAAGAGUCUGCAGUCAAGUGGGACACACUGUAAAGUUUGUAAUCCCGUCAGGAGCACUUGGACAUUGCACAGCUGGCUCACUGAUCAAUAAAAUGGGCAUCCCUGUGGAGCUGGUCUGUGCUGUGAAUGUCAAUGAUAUUGUUCACAGAAUGAUAUCUACGGGUGACUUCACUAUAUCUCAAGAUGUCAUGCAAACCUGGUCAUCUGCUAUGGACAUUCAAGUCCCUUAUAAUGUGGAACGUUUGUUGUUACUCUUCUCCAACAUGAACUAUGGUCUUGUUGAUUCUCUGAUGAAAGAAUUUGAACAGAAAAACUCACUGAUGAUACCUGGUGACUUGAGAGGAAAGAUGUGUGAAGUUAUUUCGUCUGUUUCUGUGUCAUGUGACCAAACAUUACAAACCAUGAAGGAAUGCUGGGAUGAGAACCAGUACCUACUCUGUCCACACACUGCUGUGGGUGCCUCAGUGGUCUGGGACCAAAGGAACUCCACUGUUCUCAAGACACCCACUGUUUGCGUGGCUACGGCAAGCCCCGCCAAAUUCUCCGAGGCUGUGAAGGCUGCUGGGAUAGAAGUGCCGCUGCCUCCUCAACUGGCUCAGCUACUCGCCAGUCCUACUCGUUACACAGAAAUGAAGAAAGGAGACGAUUGGGACCGAAUACUGCGAAACAUGAUAAAUGAUAUUUCCGAGAAUCAUUCCAACAAAAACUUCACAACAUUGCGUUCGUAGAUAUAUUUGACUCAUCGGUAACUUAUCGGUUUAACCAUAAAAUAUAGCAACGAAAUAGUUGUUGGGGUCUAACCGGUUAAGUUCAGGCCCCAGGUUUUCGAAGGCUGGAUAACGCUAUCCACCGAAUAAAUCGCUAUCCAAUGCAUAAGUGUUAACAAAAACAAACCA